Molecule: messenger RNA, 510 nt
Organism: Tarenaya hassleriana
Lineage: Eukaryota; Viridiplantae; Streptophyta; Magnoliopsida; Brassicales; Cleomaceae
Exons: 1
Coding region: 1-510 (169 amino acids)
Source: RefSeq, a predicted model, not a curated record
AUGGGGAUUGGAUUUUGCAGGAGCUCGAGGUACUCAAACCUCGUACUCAUCAUAAUUGCCACCACCACCACCUUGGCCAUGAUCUGCGUCCCGACGGCAGACGCAGGCCGGUUCGAGCUAAAGAACGAGCUCAGGGGGCUAAGGGGUCGAGAGGGGAUUCUCUCGGUCCGGUGCUGGUCGACGCACGACAGGUUGGGGAUAAUGACCGUAAUGCCGGGGCAAUCGAGGAGUUGGACGUUCAAGACAGUGAAGUUAUGGCCGUUGGCUUACACCGAGUUCAGGUGCGAGCUCGGGACCAAGUUCGGGUUAACGGUGCAAGUCGUUUUCAAAGCCGAUACAUCUUUCCUGUGGGAAUGCGAUAAGCCGAGGAAGGAUGAAUGCAUUUGGGUGGCUAAGAACGACGGGUUGUAUCUCCGGAGAAAGACUGCGUGGUUCGGACGAGGGUCCUACAAUGAUGUUCGCAAGAGCACUUGGGGUCGCGGGUCGUAUCUUCACUCCCGCGACGACUGA